AUGCUUCCUGACCCCGUGGCUUUUGUUCCCCUUACAGACACACGCAUCUCCAGAGACUGUCGCCUGCUGGCUGAGCUGCGCGAAUUGACUCAAUCGGAUGCGCUUUUUUACAGUCUUGUCUGCUACGAGCUCUACGUCCUCUGUGGUCCGAUUUUCAUUGGUUCCAUUGUGGACUCGCAUUUUGGAGUUGUCUUCGUCUUUGGACUGUUUGUCAGCAAUACCUUUCUACCCGAGAGCUUCACAUACGUCUUCGAAAUCUACCAGCUCGUCUUUUGUGUGUUCACUGUCCUCCUGCCGUACGGUUGGUUCGCCUGCCUGCUGAGUCCCGGUCGUCUCUGGCUGUUACCCUUUGCUUGGGUCCUCUUCCGCCUUGCUGGUCGCCGUCCCAAGUAG
Messenger RNA from Dibothriocephalus latus, 393 nucleotides. The record is from the annotation of a GenBank genome assembly. NCBI's taxonomy places the organism in Eukaryota, Metazoa, Platyhelminthes, Cestoda, Diphyllobothriidea, Diphyllobothriidae.